Gopherus flavomarginatus (Mexican gopher tortoise) is the source of this 2428-nucleotide messenger RNA. Its product is annotated as phospholipase A and acyltransferase 3-like. Bases 1530 to 2231 code for a protein of 233 amino acids. Lineage: Eukaryota; Metazoa; Chordata; Testudines; Testudinidae. The record is from RefSeq and is a predicted model, not a curated record. The transcript is spliced from 6 exons. Gene Ontology annotation, cellular component: cytoplasm. Gene Ontology annotation, molecular function: A2-type glycerophospholipase activity; glycerophospholipid phospholipase A1 activity. Gene Ontology annotation, biological process: N-acylphosphatidylethanolamine metabolic process.
CGGAUUUUCCCCCGUGGUGCUAGCUUUGGAAAAUUCCUCUCCCAGUGUAAGAAUUACAUGUGGCUUCAAACUGGUUGCAUGAAAAGCUUUAUUUUUUUUUGUGGAGGGGAAGGAGUGCUUUCUACAGAUGUUAAAAGAAAAGCCACUGUUCUCUGAGAGUGCCGCAAUAAAGCCAGGCCCCUUCAAUUCUCGGCUCUGCAAUGUCUUUCAGUUUCCAUUCGGCCUGUCAGGCCACCAGCUUUGUGUUACUUCCUUCAGCAGGGGUGCAGCAUGGUCAGGCUACUGUGUCAAGCUAAUGCUUGCUUCUAUCCAUACAAUAGCAGCCGAGCACCUCAUAAGCUGUAGAUUUUAUCUUCUUGGCACCCUGUGAGGCGGAAUGUCCCGUUCCCAUUUUACAGAUGGGGCCACUGAGGCACAGGGGAGCAAUAUGGCCUAGUGGAUAGAGUGCUGGACUGGGAGGCAGGAAAUCUGCUUUCUAGGCCAUGUUUUGCCACUAGCCUGCUGGGUGAGCUUGGUUAAGUCACUGUCUCCCCAUUUUUCCAUGUGCAAAAUGGGAGUAAUGAGACUGACCUGAGUAAAGUGCUUUGAAAUCUUUGGAUGGAAAGUGCUUGACAUGAUCUAGGGAUUGGUAUUAUAAGCAGAUCCAGAAGCUGAAGUAAGACAAAUUCAGGCUAGAAAUAAGAUUUUUUUAAUAAAAAGAUUAUCUGUGGUUAACCAUUGGUGUCUUUUGGGACAUGGUGGAUUUUCCAUCUCAUGGAGUGUUUGAAUCGCGACACGAGUUAUUUAAAAGCUAUGAGUAGGAAUCCCUUGGUGAGGUUCUUUGACCUGUGCUGUCCAGGAAGUCAGGCUAGAUCUUCUGGCCUGAAAAAUGCAGGAAUCAAGCAAUGUGGGUGUCAGUCCAUGAAUUCAGUGUAUGCAGGGGGGCUAUGGCUGCCCAUCACCAUAGUAGCUGGGCACCAUCCAGGUAAAAAUGAACAGUGAAGCCCAGACUGGCUUUUCCUGGACUCUCUGCUGCUCCUUUUCCCCUCAAUGCCUGAAGGGUGAUUAGAAUAACAAUUUUACCCCAUCACAGGAACAGGGUGGGGGGUUCCUUUGCUCCUGGUGUCCCUGUCCUUCACAGCUCUGCAGUGUGAGCCUGGCGUUGCAUUCCUGGAAUUUAAAUCCAGAUGGGACCUGGGAGCAUUUUCUAGUCUGACCCAGACCUGAGCCUCACCAGGUUGCCCCAUGACUUGUGUCUGACUAACGCGUCUCGUGAUUGGUUCCGGGGUGGGGUGGGGGGCAGCCGGCUCCCCUGUUCCCUCCCACAGCCUGGAGCAGGGCCAAGGCACCGGAUCAGCUGGUCCCAGCGCCGUGCUGGGAGGAGACAGUUUGACUCACGCCCUGCGCUGCUGACAAGCUGGAGGCCGGAGCUGGAGCCCGGCCGCGUUCGCUCCCCUUGGCCUCAUGACGCAUCCUGGGAGCAGAGCGCUGGGCCCGGGACCCGCUGCCGCGCGCCCCGGAGGAGAGGCAGGGGAAAGUGUCUGGGGCUCAUGGAGCCGAUAGAAAGACAGAUUCUCCCCAGGCCCCUGUGCACACUGGGACAGAGCGAGCGUGAAGCGCUGCCUGGAGUGUGUGUGACACCGGCACCCUUGGAUGCUUCUGCAGUGAGCUGUGGCUCUGCGCAGUCUGCCUUGGAGACCCUAAGGCCUGCAGACGAUGAGAUGAAAAGAAGCCCGAAAACAGAGGCCCGCGGCACCUUGAAAACAUUCCCUGCCAUUGCGGAGCUAGAACUGGGGGACUUGAUUGAGAUCUUCCGCUUUGGAUACCAGCACUGGGUCAUCUAUGUGGGGGACGGCUACGUUGUUCACCUGGCACCCCCCAGUGAGAUACCCGGGGCGGGCUUUGCCAGCCUGAUGUCCACACUGACCAACAAGGCCAUGGUGAAGAAGGAGCGUCUCCUGGAUGUGGUGGGGAGGCACCGCUAUCGGGUCAACAACAAGCAUGACAGGAAAUUCCCCCCGCUGCCGGCGGGGAAGAUUGUGCAGGCCGCCGAGCAGCUGGUGGGCCAGGAGAUGCUUUACAGAGUCACCAGUGAGAACUGCGAGCACUUCGUCACAGAGCUGAGAUAUGGCGUGGCCAAGAGUGACCAGGUGCGGGAUGUCCUGGUGGGGGUGAGCGUCGCUGGGCUGGGGCUGGCUGCUCUGGGCCUCCUUGGGGUUGCAGUCCAAAGGAGAAGACGCCAGAACCAGUAACGGACUUGAGUGGAUCAGACGGGUUUGGGGGUUUUUUGGUGUUUUUUUUGAUCCAAGCAGAAGAGACUUUGCAGCCGUUUUGGGGGGUGGGGUGGAAGCUUCAUAUGUGUUGCUCUGUCCUCUUUGGGGUGAACACUCUCCCCACCCCCUUGCCGGCACCAGCACAAGAAUAAAACCAGGAGAUUGGUACAAAGUCA